Messenger RNA from Actinia tenebrosa (Australian red waratah sea anemone), 1585 nucleotides. RefSeq names its product nitric oxide synthase-interacting protein. The record is from RefSeq and is a predicted model, not a curated record. Gene Ontology annotation, molecular function: ubiquitin protein ligase activity. Lineage: Eukaryota; Metazoa; Cnidaria; Anthozoa; Actiniaria; Actiniidae. Gene Ontology annotation, cellular component: nucleus.
AUGACUCGCCACGGAAAGAACGCUACAGCCAGCACAGUAUAUUCCUACCACGAGAAAAAGAAGGACACUAAGUCUUCAGGGUACGGCAGUGAAAAGAUUCGUUUGGGGAAAGACUCUGUGAAAGAUUUCGAUUGUUGUUCACUGACUCUACAACCUUGUCGCCAUCCAGUAAUCACUCCUGAUGGUUAUUUAUACGAUAAACAGGCGAUCCUUGAAUGUUUACUGCACCAGAAGACACAGAUAGCAAAGAAGACAAAGGAAUUUGAGAAACAAAUGAAGAAAAUACAGGCAGAAGACUCAGGGAAGACAUCAGAGGAAGAAAGAGCGAAGUUAGAAUCAUUUAUGAACAUGGAGAAACGAAUACUAACAAAACCGAGCACAGUAUUCAAGGCUGCUAAACAAACUGCGACAGUUGAUGAACCUCAGCCAUCGACAUCUAAAGUACAAAAUGCAGCCAAUGACAAAAGCCUGCCAAGUUUCUGGAUUCCGUCCCUCACCCCAGAAGCCAAACCUACGCUAAUCAAAAAGCCAGACUCCAAAACUUAUUGUCCUAUGUCAAAAAAACCUUUAAAAGUCAAGGAUUUGAUUCCCGUCAACUUUACCUUGAUCGACAAAGAUGACAAACCUUUGGUUGCCAAGUCGGAGCGCUACAAGUGUGCAGUCACAGGAGAUACUCUUGGAAAUUCUGUACCAUGUGCUGUACUCAGGAAUACAGGAAAUGUUGUGACGAUGGACUGUGUUGAAAGACUCAUCAAAAAAGACAUGUUAUGCCCUUUUACAGGGGUUAAACUUAAAGAAAAGGAUAUCAUUCCUAUGCAGAGAGGUGGAACAGGAUUUGCUGCCUCGGGGGUCACUUUGGAGGCUAAAAAGGAUGGACCAGCUAUGCAAGCAUAACUUGAAUGACUUUAUAUAUUUUCUUACUACUAUUCUUAGAUCUCCACAACUUUUAGCUAUCUGGGUUUUUAGUGAAGUUCUGGCAAUUACAAAAUUUGUAACUCAGGCCAUUGUAAAUUUGAAUGCUGGUAGACCAAGAAGUUUUCAAUGAUUGAGUUUUGAAAUAAAUGCAGAAGAUCAUGAACUAGUUGUAGAGUCCUGGCCAAGUUUUCAUUCAGUUUUGGAAGAAUAGGAGAAGAAAAGGUAAUUUAAGCCCAAGAAUUUUGUUUCCUCAGGCUCAGGUCAAACACCACACUUCUCAUGAGCCAAACCAUAGUUAAUCUAUUAAGUAUGGCCAAACCUAAUUGAAACAAUGGAUAACAAGGCGGUCUUCUUUGAUGUCAUUAGUUUGAACUCAUGUGAAGUCCGAUGUUUGACAUAAGCCUUACCAAAGCAUUCUCUGAUCUUGAAAAUAAUAUGAUGCAACUGAGUCUUAAAAGAUGUAAUGAAAAGAAAAGAAGUGGGCUAUUGAACAUUACUUGUGGUGAUCUUGACUCAUGAUGUCACUUUAGAAGCAUCUUUCUUCUUCAAUGCAAAACCUACUGAGUAUUUUUCAAUGUCCUCUUCUGCUGGUUUUACGUUUUACCAGACAAAGCAUUUUUUGUUUCAAAAAUAAUAAACUAGUAUGUUUCAAUAAACUUUCAUUAAAGUG